UUUCUCUUUUCCCAUCCAAUUUUCCAGUACUCAGAUUUUCCAAUUUUCCUGUACCAUGAUUUUCCUCGAUUCUACUUCUUUAAAAUCGAAUUCAUUGCCAAUACUUUCUCUCUAACCCUAUUCAGAGUGUUUCGGUUUCGUGGGUUUAGCUUAAAUCAUCGGUCAAUGGAAGCUUUCCGGGUCUUUACAUGAACCAAGUUCUCGAAUUCGGAUUAUCUAUUAAUGGAAGCUUUGAGGGUCUGUUCAUAAAUCAAGGUAAUUCGCAGAGGAAAGAGAGGAUAUGUCACACUCCAACUUUGAAGAUGACGAUGAUGAUGAGGAGUACGAAGAGGAAGAUGGAGGGGGUAAUCGGCUUUUGGGAUUUAUGUUUGGGAACGUUGAUAACUCUGGUGAUCUCGACGUUGAUUACCUUGAUGAGGAUGCAAAGGAGCAUCUUUCUGCAUUGGCUGAGAAGCUGGGUCCAUCUCUUACUGAUAUGGAUUUGUUGGUAAAAUCACCACAUACUCCAGCUGAUGCUGCUGACCAAGAUUAUGAUGAGAAGGCAGAAGAUGCAGUUGAUUAUGAAGAUAUUGAUGAGCAGUAUGAGGGGCCAGAGAUUCAAGCCUCUGGUGAAGAGGACCAUUUACUGCCAAAGAAGGAAUAUUUUUCGGCUAAUGUUUCUCUGGCUAUUUUGGAGCCUAAGGCUUCUGUUUUUGAUGAUGAGAAUUAUGAUGAGGAUGAGCAAGAAGAAAAGGAACAAGAGGUUUUAGAUGCAGAAAAUCAAAUUCAAACUACCUUUUCAGGCAAGCAGGUUGAUUGUGUUGUUGCAACCUCAGAAGCGGAAAAAUAUCCUGAGGAUGACAUAAGAUAUGGCUCGUCAGAUACUGAGAAUCUGGCAGCUGCUAUGGAAGAAUUUCAGGAAGUAACUGAUCUUUUGGAAGAGCAAAUGGAUGGUAAAGGUUCUACUCCUCUGCCUGUUUUAUGUGUAGAAGAUGGGAUGGUGAUCUUAAGGUUUUCAGAAAUCUUUGGCAUUCAUGAGCCCAUGAAGAAAAGGGAGAAAAGAGAUCGUGGGUAUUUUGCUCAUAGAGAGAAGUACAAAUAUAUGGAUGCUUCUGAUCUUGUUGAAGAGGAUGAAGAGGCCUUUCUGAAAGGUUCUGGUCAAGAUGUUUCAUUUAUCAGACAGGAACUUGCAAUUCAACAGGAUAGCUUUGAAACAAUUGAUGACCAUACUGUGCAAAUAAAUCCAGUGGUGUCUGCACAACAUGAAGAACAAAGAAAGGACAUUUAUUCUAGUCCAGAACCAAUGAAAGAGGGAGCGUCAAUAAAUUUUUCUGCAGGAUGGUUGUCACCCUUGCAUCAGAAACUUUUCCCCCUUGACCAGCAGGACUGGGAAGAACGAAUUCUCUGGGACAAUUCUCCUGAAAGGAGUGAUAAUCAUUUGGGGAGUCCUGAAAGCUCUGUCUCUGACAUGGAAGCUUCAGUUUUAAAAGAAAAAGAUCUAGAGUCCCGGUUACAAAAUCCACUUGCUGGGCAGUCAAUGAAACCUGAUGAGAGGGAUCAUGGUUUUUCUCUUCAUAGCUCUCCAGUUUUAUUGGAAUCUUUUGACUCAAGAGAUUCUUCAGGAUCAAUGGCCCUUCCAUUCUCAAAAAGCAAAUUUCAUCCCCAACUCUUGAGGUUGGAAUCUCAGUUGGAAGUGGAUGUGUCAAGUAAUGUAGAUGGUAAUAGAGAGAGCGCUGCUGUGGAGCCUCAUAAAAGUGAUGUUGUGAGGCGUUUUAACAAACUUACUUUGCAAAACAGAGCUAUGAUAGAAGGGUCAUGGUUAGACAAUAUAAUUUGGGAACCACAUAGUGUUAUUGCAAAGCCUAAGCUAAUUCUUGAUCUUCAGGACGAGCAGAUGCUUUUUGAAAUUUUGGAUAACAAGGAUAAUAAGCAUCUUGAUCUCCAUGCAGGGGCCAUGAUUAUUACUCGAUCUACAAAGCCGAGCACUGUUGGUCCUUCUGAGCUUCCAGGUCAAAAAUAUCAAUCUGGUUGGCAAUUUAAUAUUGCUAAUGACAAAUUUUAUAAGAACCGUAAAAUUUCUCAACAAUUGCAACCAAAUUCCAACAAACGUGUAGCUCAUGGUAUUAGAGUUCAUCAUUCAGCUCCUGCACUUAAGCUGCAGACAAUGAAACUGAAGUUGAGCAAUAAAGAUAUUGCCAAUUUUCACCGUCCAAAAGCUCUGUGGUAUCCACAUGACAUUGAGGUGGCUGUCAAAGAACAAGGAAAGCUGCCUACGCAAGGACCCAUGAAAGUUAUAUUGAAGAGCUUGGGAGGGAAAGGAAGUAAACUAAAUGUGGAUGCUGAGGAAACUGUCUCCUCUGUAAAAGUGAAGGCUUCUAAAAAGCUAGAUUUCAAGCCGACAGAACCAGUAAAAAUAGUUUAUUUAGGGAAGGAGCUUGAAGAUGAUAAGUCUCUUGCUGCCCAGAAUGUUCAACCAAAUUCCUUACUUCAUCUUGUCCGUGCAAGAAUACAUCCAUUGCCAAGAGCACAAAAGCUUCCAGGUGAAAAUAAGGCUUUACGGCCUCCUGGGGCAUUUAAAAAGAAAUCUGAUCUUUCUGUGAAAGAUGGUCAUGUCUUUCUAAUGGAGUACUGUGAAGAGAGACCUUUACUUUUGAGCAAUGCUGGAAUGGGUGCUAACUUGUGCACUUAUUAUCAAAAGAUGGGUCCAGGUGAUCAAAGUGGUGGGUUGUUAAACACUGGGAAUAGCAGCUUGGGGAAUGUUCUGACUCUGGAGUCAUCUGAUAAAUCCCCUUUUCUUGGAGAAAUUAAAGCUGGUUGCAGCCAGUCAUCUCUUGAGACAAACAUGUAUAAGGCACCUAUAUUUCAGCAUAAGGUCCCAGCAACUGACUUUCUGUUGAUUCGAUCUGCAAAGGGAAAGCUUUCUAUAAGACGUAUUGACAAGAUUGCUGUUGUUGGACAACAGGAGCCACUGAUGGAAGUGAUUUCCCCUGGAUCAAAGAAUCUUCAGAAUUAUAUCAUGAACAGAAUGUUGGUUUAUGUGUACCGUGAGUUUUCAGCAGCACAGAAACGUGGCUUACCUCCCAACAUUAGUGCAGAGGAUUUGUCAGCAUGUUUUCCUAACCUUUCGGAAGCAAUUAUUCGAAAGAAGAUGAAGGAUUGUGCCUUUUUGCGGAGAGAUAAUAGUGGACAGACUUGGUCAAUGAGACGUGAUUUCCAAAUUCCUUCUGAAGGUGUUCUGCGAAAGUUGGUGUCUCCAGAACAUGUUUGUGCCUAUGAAAGUAUGCAAGCUGCUAUGUACCGGCUCAAACAUUUAGGAAUUACAAGAUUGACACAUCCUACGAGUGUUUCAUCUGCAAUGAGUCAGCUCCCUGAUGAAGCUAUAGCAUUGGCUGCUGCAUCGCACAUUGAGAGGGAACUGCAGAUAACUCCAUGGAACCUCAGUAGCAAUUUUGUAGCGUGUACAAAUCUGGACAAAGAAAAUAUUGAGCGCCUGGAAAUAACUGGUGUUGGUGAUCCAUCAGGUCGGGGCUUAGGAUUUAGCUAUGUCCGCGCUGCUCCUAAAGCACCAUUGUCAAGCACAAUCACAAAGAAAAAAACAGCAGCUGCUCGUGGGGGUUCUACUGUCACUGGGACAGAUGCUGAUCUUCGUAGACUGAGCAUGGAGGCUGCACGCGAGGUUCUUCUGAAGUUCAAUGUCCCUGAUGAUGUGAUAGCAAAACAAACUAGAUGGCAUCGCAUUGCCAUGAUACGGAAGCUCUCAAGUGAGCAAGCUGCAUCAGGUAUCAAAGUUGAUCCAACAACUAUCAGCAAGUAUGCACGUGGACAGCGAAUGUCUUUUAUGCAGUUGCAGCAACAAACCAGGGAGAAGUGUCAGGAGAUAUGGGAUCGACAAGUUCAAUCUCUCUCAGCUGUUGAUGAAGAAAAUGAAAGUGAUUCUGAAGCAAAUAGUGAUCUGGAUUCCUUUGCUGGAGACCUAGAAAAUUUGCUUGAUGCAGAGGAAUUUGGAGAUGGGGAAGAGGGUAACAAUGAAUCCAAGUAUGACACAGCAGAUGGUGUUAAGGGGCUUAAAAUGAGGAGGCGGCCAUCAAGAGCUCAGGCAGAAGAGGAAAUUGAAGAUGAAGCUGCUGAAGCUGCUGAAUUAUGUCGUUUGCUCAUGGAUGAUGAUGAGGCUGAGCAAAAGAAGAAGAAGAAAAAUAAAGCAAUUACAGGGGAUGCUGGAUUUGCCCUUGGCUCUCAAUCAAGUACUGGUGCUGAGAUGUUGAGACGGGUUAAGAAAGCAAAUCCAACACCCAAGCAAGGCAUCAGUGCUUCUCAGCCUAACGGGUCCUAUGUUAUGAAGGAAAGCAGUAUUAGAGAUUUGGCUGGUGUGGAAAGUGCGAUAUUGAAAAGGAGCUCAACUGGAAAGAGUAAAGGAAUGAAAAAGAAUGGUACACCAAGCACUGUUCAACCAACAAAAGUGAAAAUAUUGGGAGAUAAUCCAAAGGUCCAGAUAAAGGAGAAGAAAUCUUCAAGGGAGAGUUUUGUCUGUGGUGCUUGUGGUCAGCUUGGACACAUGAGGACCAACAAAAACUGCCCCAAGUAUGGAGAAGAUCCAGAAUCACAUGUUGAAGCUACAGAGGAAAAGGCUUCUGGAAAAUCCAAUCCAUUGGAUCCUUCUGGUCAGUCCCAGCUGAAAACUAUGAAAAAGAAGCUCAUAGCUAAAAGUGCAACAAAGAUUUCUGUGGUAGAAGCUCCUGAGGGUGAAAAGUCUGAUUCAAAUAUAAAAGUACACCAACUGAAGUUCAAAUGUUCUAAUGAUAAACCCUCUGAUAAACUUUCUUUUGGAGUCACACAGAGUUCUGACCAGCCUGUCACCUCUGAUUUUGAAACUGGGAGUAAGUCCAUCUCCAAGGUUAGUAGAAUAAAAAUUUCCAAUAGGAUGAAGCCUGAUGAAAUGCAGGUUGAGUCUAGUAAGCGCUCUAUUAUUAUGCGGCCUCCAAUGGAUAUUGAUAGAGGCCAAGCUGAAUCCAGUAAGGCUUCUGUUAUUAUACGGCCACCGGCAAGUAUUGAGAGGGACCAAUUUGAACCUCAUAGGCACUCCAUUGUGAUACGUCCACCAACCGAUAAAGAUAGAGAAAGGUCUCAGAAGAAAAUUAUAAUCAAGCGUCCAAAAGAAAUUGUUGAUUUGGAUACGUUUAGUCAUGAUGGAACCCCUCAUCCUGAGUACAGAAAAACUAAGAAAAUAGUUGAAUUGUCAAGUUUUCAAACACAUGGGAAGCAUGAUAGUUUGCGACUGAAUGAGGAGUCAGUAAAGCGGCAAGCGAGAGAGGAGAGACGAUGGUGGGAGGAGGAAGAGAAAAGGAGAAAUGCAGAGAGAGUAAGAGAAGAAAGGGCGAGGAGGAUCUUUGAGGAAGAAAGGAGAAUGCAAGAAGAAGAGCAAGAAAGAUUUGCAGAGAUCAAAAGAUACGAAGAAUCUAUUCGAAGGGAGAGGGAGGAAGAGGAGCGCCAAAGGGCAAAGAAAAAGAAAAAGAAGAAGAAAAAGGUGGAAAUAAAAGAUGACUAUGCUGAGGACUACAUGUCAAGAAGAAAUGACAGGAGGAUGCCAGAAAGAGAUCGAAUUGCAAAACGACAGUAUGGUGCUGAUUAUGGGCCUCCAACAAAGCGACGCAGAGGUGGAGAGGGAUCCUUAACAGCAUUUUUGUCUGGAAGACCAAUUAGCUAGAGAAAAGGGUAUACUCCUUUUGCUUUAGAAAAAAACAAUUUUUUGGUGGGUCUCAAGGGUUUGGAAUGAAAUUGUAAUGUGUACUUGGAAGAGGAUAGUGAACACUGUAGUUUCAUCCCUCUUUCCUUUUGUAUAUCUGAACCAUCAUCCUGUCUAAUAGUGUUUUGUAUGUUCAGAAGAUUUUUGUGCUUCUAACUACCAAAAAAAUGUCUUUCUGUGGGAACAAGCAGCUCUUAGUCUAUUGUGCCUUAAUCUUGGACCAAGUUCUUGGGUCACCUUGUUCGAGAAGUUAGACCUAGUCCUCACUGCAAACGAGUUCUGACCAGAUGAAAAGCUGCUUGUUUGUAAUAAAGAUUCUUAACUGGA
Molecule: messenger RNA, 6046 nt
Organism: Rubroshorea leprosula
Lineage: Eukaryota; Viridiplantae; Streptophyta; Magnoliopsida; Malvales; Dipterocarpaceae
Source: the annotation of a GenBank genome assembly